Molecule: messenger RNA, 744 nt
Organism: Maudiozyma saulgeensis
Lineage: Eukaryota; Fungi; Ascomycota; Saccharomycetes; Saccharomycetales; Saccharomycetaceae
Source: the annotation of a GenBank genome assembly
AUGUCGUUACCAGGUCGUUUGCAGGAGACUUUUUCCCCGGAGGAAGUUCAGUUCAUUGUGGAGAACCAGAAGAUUAAGAUCUUCCCACGUAUUACCACAAGUAAAAAAAGAGGUGGAGAUAGUUCUCGUAAUAAUAAUAAUAAUAAUACGGAUAAUGAGGAUAUGAGUAGAUGGAGGAUGUUGACUAUGGAUGGACGUGCGUUGGAAAAUAUGAUCGUAAUGAAAUCUACUGAAGUGACGUUAUGGUUGGCGCUAUUAUUAAAACAACAAUCUAAAUGUAAUAUUAUUAUACCGGAAUGGCUUACGAUAAAGGGUCUUGAUCUUAUGUUACAAUAUGAAAAGAGAAAUAUUGAACGGUUUAGUGCACUCCCGUGGGAUUGGUUAGUAGUCUCGGAGAUUUUAUUCAAACAGGCAGCUGAUGACUUCAAUGAUCCUAUUUAUGAAUUAAGAAAUAGAAUACAAGAUCUUAAAGAAAUUAGACAGAUGAAAGUGUUACAAGGUUUAAAAAAUUUAAACGAGUCUCACAUGCAACUUGAUAAUUUAGGUUUAUUGGAGAUUAAUGAAUUAAGACCAUUUAUUGUAAGAGUUAUGGAUAAACUAAGACAGAUACAUGCUUCUGGUAUAGAUACUACCGAGACAGAAAAUCAAGAUUAUGAUGAUGAUAACGAUAUAGGCAUGGGAACGAUGAUAUCUUCAGAUAGAGAUGCGUCCUCAAGUAUACCGCCGAAUGCCAUGUCAUUCUAA